Messenger RNA from Aspergillus lentulus, 2700 nucleotides. Its product is annotated as UBA/TS-N domain protein. The record is from RefSeq and is a predicted model, not a curated record. Gene Ontology annotation, biological process: clathrin-dependent endocytosis; clathrin coat disassembly. Gene Ontology annotation, molecular function: clathrin binding. Lineage: Eukaryota; Fungi; Ascomycota; Eurotiomycetes; Eurotiales; Aspergillaceae. Gene Ontology annotation, cellular component: vesicle; intracellular membrane-bounded organelle; cytoplasm.
AUGGACGACCUGAACGGACUAAGUUGGACAUCCAACUCUUCACAGAGCGCUCAGAAACCCCCGCGUCUGGACUCCGGAUUCUCAUUUCCCAGUGUGACGCGCAAUAACAUUUCUGGCCGAUCUACCCCCCUCUCUGCCACCGGCCCCUCUCACCCACCGUCCAAGUCGGCGACCCCGGACAGCUUUGCGAAACUUGUAUCCUUUGGUUCGUCAAAUGCGAAUAAGAAACUAUCUCUCCUAGAGCAACAGAAGAGGCUGCAAGAAGAGCGCGCCAGAAAGGAAGCAGAGAAUAGGUCCAAGUUUGAAUCACAAUACGGGGGACAAAAUGCCCAGUUCUGGGAUAGUUUGGAGAGAACCGGGAGCAAGAAUCCCUUUGCAUCGGCGCAAAGUCCUGUACCGCAGCGAGCUCCCUCUGCGGAUGAGGACGAUCUUCUUGCUGCUUUCGACGCCUCUGCGCCUGUAGACGCUUCGACGAACUUCCCGAUCCCGAGCCCGAGCCCCUCGCCGCAGAUCGCGCAGAGCGCAUCUACCGCGGCGGCGCAGCUGCACCAGACCGGUGGAAUGUCGUUCAACGAUGUCGAUGACGAUCCAUUUGGACUCAAUCAGCUAAAGUCGAAGCCAACGGCAACCCCGCAACCCGCUCAGACCGACGACGAUGACUUCCUUGGCUUGCUGGGAAAGCCAGUUUCUGAAGUCUCUCGCCCCGCACCCGAGCCGUCGCCGAAACCCUCAUCUCCGGUCAUCCAUGAGGAUCAUGCGCCUUCCCCCAAGCCGUCCAAUGCUGUUGAUCGGGCGAUUGCAGAGCUUGUAGACAUGGGCUUUCCCGCAGACAAGGCCAGCCAGGCACUACGGGCAACGGCGUCUGGAACCGACGUCCAAGCUGCUGUGAGUUUGCUUCUGACACAGGCACAUGAAGAAGCUCGUCAGAAAUCGAAAAGUAGGACACCGGCCGUCGAUCGUGAUUUCGACCAUCAGGAACGCAGCAGAGAGCGGAGCCCAAGACAGGACCUUGACGUUCCUUCCUGGAUGAGAGAAGAGCAGUCGAGAAGCCGUGCUAGCAAUCGGUCCCCAGCAUCAACAAGCAAAGAUCCGUCACAAAUCGCCGCCACUUUUGGUAACAAUUUUUUGAAGACUGCGAAUUCACUGUGGAAACAGGGGAGCAAAAAGGUUCAGCAGGUCGUUAAUGAACUCAACUCUGAUCAUGAUCAGUCACAGCCUCGGUGGCUGAAGGAAGCUUCGGCCCGUCAGGAGCCCUGGCCACGGCCAACUGACAACGACCGUGCUCCUGAAACCUCGCACAGGAAGCUCGAGAUUCUAACAGAUGAGGCUCUUCUUCUUGAACCUGGGGCUGCUCCCCGGCCGUCUCGCAACCAAUCUCGAGUCAGCGAAAGGCCCUCGCAGCGAACGCAUAGCAAUGGCUUACGGAGCCAACAGUCCCCAGCUGGAGAGGCGCGUACCUCGCAGCCCGCUUUCAUGCAGCAGCAGUUGAGAAACGAAUCACUGAAUCCCAAGUCUCGUGUGUCCAAAAACCUGGUUGAAGAGCAGACGGCGCAAGCGUAUGUUAGCCCUGCUAGGAGAAGACGGCCUGCUGCACAACCAUCCGCUCCUGAGGCCAAUGUCGAUUUAUUCGAUUCUUCUGCACAAACACCGCCAGCCAACCGAUCGCGGGCCUCUCCACCCCCAGCGCAACCUUCAAAGCCACCUGCACCAGCAAAACCUCUUCCGGUUCGGCCGAAGGCUCCUGCCCGAGUCGUUCCGCAGCUGUCACAGGAGAGUCUCAUGUCGACUCACCGGCAUCGUGAGAAAGGUACAGAGGCAUACAAAAGAGGUGACUAUGCCGCAGCUCACGACGCCUUCACCUCUGCCCUCACUAUGCUACCUGAUAAGCAUCCCAUCACCAUCGUCAUUCGCAGUAACCGUGCAAUGACAGCCUUGAAGGUCGGCGAGCCGAAAGUGGCCAUCAGUGAUGCGGACGCCAUCUUGGAGCUGAUUGGCCCUUCAAAAGGAGAAGCCGAGACUAUUGAUCUCGCUAACGGUGAAACGGCAAAGCCAAUGAAAGAUUUCUAUGGUAAAGCCUUGAUGCGCAAGGCCGAAGCAUUGGAGCAAUUGGAACGCUGGGCCGAUGCCGCUCAGGCAUGGAGACAGGCAGUCGAGAACGGCCAUGGCGGAAGUACUAGUAUCCAAGGCCGGAACAGAUGCGAAAAAGCUGCUGGUAUCAGCAAACCCGCACAGAAACCUUCCGCGCCGGCGAAGCGACCGCCAGCACCCGCUCCGAAGAAGCCGUCGGCUUUGGACGACCUCCAAGGUGGCUCGCCUUCGACUGGCGGAUCCUCCGAGGCUGUCAGCCGUUUGCGAGCGGCAAACCAGGCAGCCGAGCGCGCGGACGAGGAGAAAUUUGCCCUCGGCGAGAGCGUCGAUGCACGGCUAAACGCCUGGAAGGGCGGGAAGCAGGACAACCUUCGCGCGCUGCUCGCUAGCCUGGACACAGUCCUGUGGCCUGAAGCAGGGUGGAAGAAGGUCAACAUGUCGGAGUUAAUUCUGCCGAAUAAAGUCAAGGUGCAGUACAUGAAGGGGAUUGCCAAGGUGCAUCCUGACAAGAUCCCUACCACCGCCACGACCGAGCAGCGUAUGAUCGCAGGGGCAGUUUUUGGUGUCCUGAACGAAGCCUGGGACAAGUUCAAGGCAGAGAACAAUCUCUAA